Mercenaria mercenaria is the source of this 3859-nucleotide messenger RNA. RefSeq lists its product as uncharacterized. Gene Ontology annotation, molecular function: peptidase activity. The record is from RefSeq and is a predicted model, not a curated record. The transcript has 10 exons. Bases 74 to 1441 code for a protein of 455 amino acids. Gene Ontology annotation, biological process: protein modification by small protein removal. Lineage: Eukaryota; Metazoa; Mollusca; Bivalvia; Venerida; Veneridae.
UUGCAAACUGAAGUCACGUGGCAUAGGAAACGAAAACGAAUUUAGACGGCGUUCGCCUAAAAAUUGAGCAAGCAUGGCAUUGGAUAAUUAUGCUGUGAAAGUGUACAUAUACGAUCUUUCACAUGGAUUAGCAAGAACUAUGUCCCAAGCAUUAUUAGGAAAGCAGCUUGAAGGGAUAUUUCAUACAAGCAUUGUAGUUUAUGGCAAGGAGUAUUUCUAUGGAUCUGGCUCUGAAGGAAGGGGAGGUAUAGAAUGGUGUUCUCCAGGUAGAUCAGGGUUUGGUCAGCCAACCACAAUUCAUGACCUAGGACAGACCCAGGUUCCCUAUGAAAUGUUUAUGGACUAUCUACAUGAUUUAUCCCAGACAACUUUCAGAGGAGAGUGUUACCACGUACUUGAUCAUUGCUGCAACACAUUCAGUUCUGAGGUAGCUCAGUUUCUCACUGGUAAUGACAUACCAGCAAUGAUCCUUGGAUUUACUGCAGAGGUCAUGAGUACUCCAUUUGGUCAAAUGAUGAGACCAUUUAUUGAUGCUUUGACAGUUCAGCUAACUGGAGGUCAUGCUGUGUUUUCUGAUACACCAUCCUCACAGUCAAACACAAACGCUCCGCCCACAACGAGUCAGCCAAGCAGAACAGCUCCACCUCCAUCUAGCCAACCCAGCCAAUCACAGAAUCCUAACAGUUCACAGACCACAGAGAAAGAAGCACAACAUGACAAGGAGAAGAGUAAACCAUUUGUAUAUGCAACGGAAAUCAGAAGAUUUGAGUUAGGUCUUUCAUCUGCUCUUCAACGUCAUAUUAAAGAUUUUUUGGAGUUUCUGUCACAAGCAGACAACAGUUGGAGUCUUGGUCGGGAUCAGAUGAUGAUGCUGUGUGGACUAGUUCUAGAUCAUGAUAAAGGAGUUGAGAUAUAUGCUCUUCAGUUGCUUUGUAGACUUAUUUUGAAAAAAGAAAAUGUUCAGGUGAUCUCACAUGAUCCAAAAUCAAAUUUUCCAGUAAUUCUUGAUCACUUUGAAAACUUCACAGAACAAUUAAAGAUUAGUGUAAUAAGAAUGUUAACAAAUUGUUGCAGCCUGGCAUCAGGACAUAGGUUAUUACAGGAUAAAUAUCGACGGAGGACCAACAAUAUUUGUGUAUCUGGUUUGCUGUCAGAUAAUGAGGAGAUGACACAAUCAGCAAUAGCCCUCAGUUAUAACCUCAGUUGUAGAAAGUUAUCAGAAGAUUCAGAAAUAGAACUAGGGAGUGCCCUGUUAAAUUGCAUGGAGAAAGAUCUGGAUGAGCAAACAGCGUUCCAUCUGUUAACAGCAGUGCUACACAUGAUGGAGUCUAAUAGACAGGUGAAAGGUCUAGCAGGAGUUCUUGGUGUCAGCGUUGCCAGUUACAGAACAAAAUCUGACAGAAUAACUAAAUUGUGUGAUAGUAUCUCUGUUCUAUUAUAAACUUUUCAGUACAAUCCUUGUUGAGAUUGACAAAAGCACCAUUUUCAUAGAAUAUAUGUGUAUCAAAACAUGCUUGUUAGUAUUGCAUUGAAGUGACCAUAUAUAUGAGCAGUUGCAAAUGUUAAGAUACUUUUAAUUAAAUGAUAACAAACUUUUAACAGUUAUUUGACAAAGAUUAUUGAAAAGGAAAUUUAAAAAGUCUAUACCCUUGUGAAAAUCACUAAUAUUUCAAGAAGGUUUUUUUUAUUUCAUAAUGUUUUCUUAUGAAUAUGGGUAUUUUUUUCUUAUCUGUAUCUUCAUUUUUGAAUGAUAUCUGCCUUAUAUUGGACAAGAAAGUGUGAGCAUACAUGUAUUAUUAUUAUUAGAUUAGAGGUCAAAUUGAUUAAGUUAAGCAAUAUUUCAUGUAAUGUUGAUUUAUAUUUAUCAUUAGUGCAUGUGUAUUAGUUUUGAUAUUGGCGCAGCAUCUUAAACAAUUGAAUGUUUGACCCCUUUGGGGAAAUCAUGACAGAAAUUCAAAUCCGCUUGCCUGAAAUAAAGUCAAAAUGAGCAUCUGGACUCUUUCUCCAUAGUAACACGAUGUAACAGCACAAACUGUCCUGCUGGGACAAGAAGGCAACAACUUCUUCUUACUUAGUUCACUAUGACAGACAGAAGCUUGAGGAACAUGCUUGAAAAACUCCCGAACAGCCAGACAAAGGCCAGUUAUUAACUUGAAGCUAUUAAAUUCGGUAAACAUCUUUGAUGAGAUAAAUUGUUUAUACGAUAUUCAGACCAACUGUAAUAGACGUUUACUGACACACAUUUUAUGUAUUAUCAAAAUUGUGCUAAAGUUUUAUGUUGCGUAUAUUUACAUGCUUUUGUAAAAGAAUUGUAUACUUUAUGAAGAGUAUCAUUUCUGAUUUACCGUGUGUUAGUUACAAACCGUAGACAAAUAAAAUCUCAAAAAGAGAUUGUUGUCUUUAAUUUUGACUAUAUUGAUUUCUAGCAGUUUUACCUGUCUCGAUUUAAUUUCUAGCAGUCUACCUAUCUCGAAUUCUAGCAGUCUCACCUGUCUCCAUAUCUAGCAGUCUCAACUGUCUCAAUUUCGAGCAGUCUUACCUGUCUUGAUAUCUAAGAGUCUGACCUGUCUCGAUUUCUUGCAAUCUUACCGGUCUGUUCUAGGAGUCUUAUCUGUCUCUAUUUCUAGCGAACUUACCAGUCUCGACUUCUGGUAAUCUUAUCGGUCUUGAUUUCUAGCGGUUUUCCAGUCUCAAUUUCUAGCAGUCUUACCUGUCUCUUUUUCUUAACAAUCUUAUCAGUCUCGAUUUCUGGCAAUCUUAUCGUUCUCGAUUUCUAGCAGUCUUACCAGUCUCUAUUUCUAGCAAUCUUACCUGUCUCGACUUCUAGCAAUUUUAUUAAUCUCCAUUUCUAGCAGUCUUAUCAGUCUCGAUUUUUGACAGUCUUAUCAAUCUCGAUUUCUAGCAGUUUUACCAGUCCCGAUUUCUAGCAGUCUUACCUGUUUCUAUUUCUAGCAAUCUUACUAAUCUCGAUUUCAAACAGUCUUAUCAGUCUCGAUUUCUAGCAGCCGUACCUGUCUCUAUUUGUAGGAGUCUUACCAGUCUCGAUUUCUUGAUGUCUUAUCAGUCUCGAUUUCUAGCAGUCUUACCUGUCUGUCACUGUUAUAUAAACCUUGUCUUUGAGGAAAUGUACAAGAUAUGUCUUGUUCACGAGCGUAGCAGACCUGGUUCAGAAUUAAAACAUUAGGAUAUAUUUUUGUAUAAACAUAAAUUAUGUUUGGAAACUACACUGGUGAAACACGCACUGUUUGAACAUUUGUUUUUUAUUUAUUUAUUUAUUCAUUUAUUAUUAAGGAUACAAAUAUGUCUCUUUCCUGUCUACUGUGUGAUAAUUAAAGCUAGUUAACUAAAACAGAAAACAGCAAAACAGUUUCUUGAUAAAUGUAAGUUUCUUCUGCAAACUGCCAGGUAAGCUUGAAGGGAUCGCUUUGAUUGCCAGACAAGCUUGAGGGGAUCGCUUUGACUGCAAGGCAAGCUUGAGGGGAUCGCUUUGACUGCCAGGCAAGCUUGAGGGGAUCGCUUUGACCUGACAUUGCUGUAUUUCAAGGUACUUUACUACUAAUCCUAGUGUUUAUAAAUUUAUACAAUUGUUAAACGAAGAUCAAAAAUCAGUACUGCAAAAGUUAGCGCUAUUUUGUAUUAGAGCCUUUGAAAGACGCGACAAUGAAUUAGAUUAAUGUUUAUUUAUUACUAUAUGACUUUGUUAUAUUGUGUUAUUAACAUGCUCAGGUCCCUUUAUUUUCAUUAUUAUUAUCAUGCAUUCGCUCUCACUCAACGCAUGCAUUGUUAUUUACAUGUAUAAAACAUGUUGUUAUGACGAUGAGUAUUGUGCUCAAGUCUAAAUAAACUAUAUGUUCUGUUC